AGAUUAGGCACUAUAGUGGGCACCGGGACCCUCGAUGAGCAUGGCAGACAUGCACUGUUCCUGCCAGCCCUUGGGGAGCCACUUCCCUUUUCUCCCCUACUUUUGGAGGACAUUCACCCAGGGCCUUUCUCAUCUCUCCACAGUAUUGUACCUGGAAGGCUCGGUUCUUGUGUUUGAGGACAUCUUCAGACUGAUUGCGUUCUACUGUGUCAGUAGAGAUUUACUGCCCUUCACACUGCGGCUGCCCCAGGCCAUUCUCGAGACCAACAGCUUCGCAGACCUGGAGACCAUCUCCAACCUGGGCCUGGGCUUCUGGGACUCCUCGCUGAACCCCCCACGAGUCUCAGCUGAGCCCACCCGAGACCCGGCCCCCGGGACCCCAGCUGCCUCCAGCCUCAGGUCCACCUCCCAUCAUGCAAACUGUUCCUGUGAAAUUGAGCUGUCCAUAGGAAAUGACCGCCUGUGGUUUGUGAAUCCCAUAUUCAUUGAAGACUGCACCCUGCCUGCCAACCCACCACCUCCUAGCAGCUGCCCCUCAAGCCCUAUGCCUGCCAUCUGCCCUGAGCCUGCCACCUCAGACGCUACCUCACCCACUUCCAGGUGGGCCCCACGCCGCCCGCCACCCCCACCCCCGGUGGCACCCCCACCCCCAGUGCCCUCUAUACCUCCUUCCGGCCCGGCCUGGCCUCCUGCCCUCCCUGCAUCUGCUUGUCCUUUGCCCAGUUCCUCACCAGCAUCUGCAGCCCCCCUCGCACCCCAUGCCCCAGACCCCCCAGACCACCCAAACCAGUCACCCAUGACAACCUGCGAGGGACUCCCACAUCCUGCAGCAGGCCUGGGCCCUCUUAAGGAGAAAGAGAUGAAGCCAGAGACAGCCUCUAGCCCCAUGCAGCCAGCCUCUGCCCCUCCACUGCCCAUGAAGAAGAACCUUCCUGCUGCUCCUCCCAGAAGGCGCAUCUCUGAGAGGCUGUCCCUGGAAGACCAAAGUACAGGGACAGUGGCAGAGGGUGACCAGCUGGGCCUUUCCAGGACAACCUCACUUAGCCUGCUUCCCCAAGGGACCUUGGGCAGCCCUGGGGACAGACCUCAGAGGACCACAAAGCAAGGCCAAGAAGCAGAGGCCAAAACCAGUGAUCUGGGCAGCAUGCCAGAGCCUCCCAGGAACACCAGACAACCCCCAGUCCCACCCCCCAGGAAGAAACGGAUCUCUCGGCAGCCAGCCCCCGCCCUCCCAAGUCCCUUGGAGAGCCCUGAGCAGCCCACGCAGGAGGUGGCCUCUGAGAAAGCCACGCCUGGUGCUCCCAAAGAAGGCCCGAGUCCUGCUCCCCAGACUGGGACACAGCGCCUCCAUGCCCAGGCCAGCGCCUGUCCCCAGAGCUCUCCGGAGUUCAAGGGCUCCCUGGCCUCACUCUCGGACAGCCUGGGGGUGCCCUCCUCCGUCACUGACCAGGACUCCUACUCAACCAGCAGUGCAGAGGAAGAGCUGGAUUUCAGCAGCCCCAGCGUGAAGAAGAAGCCCUCCAUGAUCCUGGACAAGGCACGCCACCGCCUCAGCUUCGUCAGCUUUGCCAGCGUCUUCCAUGCCUUCCUCUCCAAUGACCGCAAGCUGUACAAAAAGGUGGUGGAGCUGGCACAGGACAAGGGCUCGUAUUUUGGCAGCCUGGUGCAGGACUACAAGGUGUACAGCCUGGAGAUGAUGGCACGCCAAACAUCCAGUACAGAGAUGCUACAGGAGAUCCGAACCAUGAUGACGCAGCUCAAGAGUUACCUGCUGCAGAGCACCGAGCUCAAGGCCCUGGUGGACCCCGCCCUGCACUCAGAUGAACAACUUGAGGCCAUCGUGGAGUCAGCCUUGUAUAAGUGCGUCCUGAAGCCCCUGCAGGGGGCCAUCAAUGCCAGCCUACUUGAGAUCCACAGCACGGAUGGCUCGCUGCAACAGCUGAAGGGGAACCAGCUGGUGGUCCUGGCCACCACCACCACUGACCUGGGCGUGACCACCAGCGUGCCCGAGACACCCAUCAUGGAGAAGAUCCUGCAGAAGCUCACCAGCAUGCACAAGGCCUACUCACCUGAGAAGAAGAUCUCCACCCUGCUCAAGACAUGCAAACUCAUCUAUGACUCCAUGGCCCUCGGCAGUCCAGGGAAGCCCUACGGGGCCGAUGACUUCCUGCCUGUGCUCAUGUACGUGCUGGCGCGCAGCAACCUCACAGAGAUGCUUCUGGACGUGGAGUACAUGAUGGAGCUCAUGGACCCUGCUCUGCAGCUGGGAGAGGGUUCCUACUACCUGACCACCACCUACGGGGCCCUGGAGCACAUCAAGAACUAUGACAAGAUCACGGUGACCCGGCAGUUGAGUGUGGAGGUGCAAGACUCCAUCCACCGCUGGGAGCGCCGGCGCACGCUCAACAAGGCCCGGGCCUCCCGCUCCUCCGUGCAGGACUUCAUCUGCGUGUCCUACCUGGAGCCGGAUCAGCAGGCGCGGACGCUGGCGUCGCGGGCGGACACGGCGGCCCAGGCGCUGUGCGCACAGUGCGCGGAGAAGUUCGAGGUGGCGCAGCCCAAGGAGCACCGGCUCUUCGUGCUGGUGGACGGCCGCUGCUUCCAGCUGGCGGACGACGCGCUGCCCCACAGCAUCAAGGGCUACUUGCUGCGGAGCGAGCCCAAGCGUGACUUCCACUUCGUGUACCGGCCCCUGGAUGGCGGCGGGGGCAGCGCCAGCCCUCCCUGCCUCGUCGUGCGGGAGCCCAACUUCCUGUGAAACCGCGGCCCUGCCCUGGCAGUGUUUCCUGGAGCAGCAGGACAGAGGGUUGGGGACUGGACUGGCUGUCACUUGCUCACCCCUGUGUUCAUACUCAGCCACACCCACUCAUUCAUGUGUGUGCCACCACAUCGGACACCACUCACCUACUACCAACAGGACACCCAUGUCACACGUGAGUGCCACCCACCAGCAUGACUAACCCAAGUGGCAGAAUAAUUGCAAAAUAACAAAAAGCAGUGGCCAGGGGUGCUUCUUGAGGCAGAGUCAUAGCACUGAGCGGCCAUGAGGCCAUGAUCGUCAUUAAGGAAGGGAAGUAGACCCCAAGAGGGAAGAGGCUGUCCAGCCAGCUAUAACAAACCAACCCACCCCUGUUCACACAGCACCCUCUGCCACCUCCUCCCCAUCCUUGGUCUUUCUAGAGAAACACCUGAGCUCAGUUUUCUCAGGAUUGACUGAGGAAGGGGGGCCAACUGGCCACAGCUGCUCCCUGUGCCCCUCAGGAUGGAACCAGGACCUGCCCAGCAUCUAGGCUAUAUGAUGAAGACACAGGCUCCCACCCCUGCCCAGAGCCUGCCCUCAGCCACCAGUGCCCACCGUUCCCCACGGCCCCUGAACCCCCGGAAGCAGCCAGACACACAGUGGGACUGCCACACCAAGCCCCAGGGGACAAGCCCAGCCUUUGCCACAGGAAAACUGACAGGGUUUCCAUAAUUGUUUUAAGGUGCACUGUGGUGGGGGGUGUAAUUAAAGCCCUUUGGAAAAAGGUGUUUCCUUCUCUAACUGGGUUGGAGCUCUGCUUGCUAGCCUAGGACCCAUCCACAGGAGGGUUCAGCCACCCAGAGCCCUCAGGGCCCUUGUCCUGGCUGUCCUUCAACCUUGGUCAUCUUUUCAUCUGCACCAUCCUUGGUUCCCUUGUUCCCAGCUUGGGUCAUUUCUCUCCCAGGAAUCCCAUUCCCUGUGAUCUUCAC
This is a messenger RNA of Castor canadensis (American beaver), 3729 nucleotides long. The record is from RefSeq and is a predicted model, not a curated record. NCBI's taxonomy places the organism in Eukaryota, Metazoa, Chordata, Mammalia, Rodentia, Castoridae.